Messenger RNA from Lactuca virosa, 444 nucleotides. The record is from the annotation of a GenBank genome assembly. Lineage: Eukaryota; Viridiplantae; Streptophyta; Magnoliopsida; Asterales; Asteraceae.
AUGGCCAAAUCCAUCCACCAUGCUAGAGUUCUCAUCAAGCAAAGGCACAUCAGGGUGGGAAGGCAAGUGGUGAAUGUUCCAUCAUUCAUGGUGCGUGUUGACUCCCAGAAGCAUAUUGACUUUUCUCUCACCAGUCCCUUUGGAGGCGGGCGACCUGGCAGAGUCAAGCGAAAGAACCAAAAGGCGGCUGCCAAGAAGGCGUCAGGUGGGGACGCUGACGAGGAUGAUGAAGAGUGAUGACAUGUCAUCAUGUUUCAUCUUUUUACUAUCUUGUCAACAUGGUUUAAUUUGAUAUUUUUCAGAACCUCUAAACAUAGCAAGUUUUUUAUUUGAUAAUAUGGAUAUUAUGCAAUCAAGUAAGUGUCUCAAGGGUGACGAAACAUUAAAACUUUAUGCUUAUUUUUGUGACAUUGUUUUUAUUAAUCAAGUAAACCUAAAGCCAAG